CCUCACAGAUUCACAUGGCGUCCGAGUAUCUGCAGGGUGGGGUUGGAACUGGGGACCAUUCUGAAGUGAAACUCACUGUAGCUUUACGUGUCGGACUGUAAAAAGCAACAACAAACAAUGGACAGGAAACUCAAUCUGAACCGAGCUGAGACAUUCUCCUUUGUCAACCCCUGGAUCCGGUAUUUCCUCUUCUUCUUCAGCUUCUUGUUUUGGGUUUUCUCCUUACUGAUUGUUGCAAUCGGGGUGUAUGCUAAAGUCCAGAAAGCUACGGACACGGUGCGGGACACGUUCCUGAUCGACCCGGCUGUCAUCCUAAUUGUGGUGGGGGUGGUCAUGUUCUUCAUCACUUUUUGUGGUUGUAUCGGAGCCCUCAGAGAGAACAUUCGCCUCCUCAAGACAUUCUCCUUCAGCCUGACACUGGUCUUCCUCACCCAACUGGCCAUAGCAAUUCUGGGUUUCUUUUACUCCGAUCAGACACGAGAUGCUUUGGGAAAAUUUGUGAAGAAAGCCAUUGUGCACUACAGGGACGACCUGGAUCUGCAGAACCUGAUGGAUUACAUCCAGAAAGAGUUCAAGUGUUGUGGGUGGAACAACUACACAGACUGGUCCUGGAACCUCUACUUUAAUUGUACGCAUGAGAACCCGAGCUCCGAGCGCUGUGCCGUGCCUUUCUCCUGCUGCACUCCUGUUCCCGGAGAGGCAGUGAUCAACACCAUGUGUGGUUUUGGGGCUCAAACCCAAAACUACUUGGAGGCAAACAAGUCAAUCUACCCAGUAGGUUGUGCAGACAGAGCUGUGAUGUGGAUCGAGUCUCAUCUGUUGCUGGUGGGGGCGCUCGCCCUGGGUCUGGCCUUGCCUCAGAUUGCAGGCAUUGUGCUGUCCCAGAUCCUGAUCUCUCAGAUCCAAGAUGAGAUUACCUCAGUGUUGUGAGAGUGGGCAGACGCAGGGGAAGAAACGAGAAGAAAAGAACUUCACUCAGCUCCUCUCAUAAGUGCAAGGACAUCUUUUUUUACUGCCACUGUAUCACUACGAUGUUAGAGUACAUAUCUUAUUCUUAACGUGCUGUUGCCUUUGGGCAUACAAGUGUGCUGCACUUUAUUGCGUUACUUAAUCAGUCAGUCACAUACAAAGUGCAAAGUGUAUAUUUAUUGGUUUUGAACAUGCUUUUUGUAUUGACAUUGACAUGCAGAUUUCAUCUCUGAAAGUAUUUAUAUUUAAAUGUGACAAGUUUGCUAAUAAAAUUCAUUUAAAGCA
Molecule: messenger RNA, 1254 nt
Organism: Amphiprion ocellaris (clown anemonefish)
Lineage: Eukaryota; Metazoa; Chordata; Actinopteri; Pomacentridae
Gene: tspan33b
Product: tetraspanin 33b
Exons: 8
Coding region: 118-930 (270 amino acids)
Cellular component (GO): membrane
Source: RefSeq, a predicted model, not a curated record